GCUGUCAAAUCCACCCACACUCGCACGCACGCACGCACUCACGAGAAAUGUCACGAAUUUUGGCCACAAAGCAGAAUCCACCCGUACCGCGAUAGAAGUCGGUUCGUUCCGUUUGCUGUGACAACAUGGCACCACCGGGAGCGAAAAACAAAAAUCCACCCAAUUCCCGCAAGCCGGACCGCGGGUCGUCCUCGCCGGGUUUUAACUGGAAUCGCUUCCAGAAGCAAUACUUGACGGUGGCGUUUGUGAAAUCGCUCGUUUUCGAUCCGGCCCGGCUGCCGCUCGUUACGUGGAUUAUUUUGGGAGCGGAAUUGUUCCUGAACGUUUUUGUGGUCCAGAAUGUGAAUUAUACGGAGAUUGAUUGGAAGGCUUACAUGCAGGAGUGCGAGGGCUUUCUGAAUGGAACUACCAAUUACGCCCUGCUGAAAGGAGACACCGGUCCGUUGGUCUAUCCGGCGGGUUUCGUGUGGAUUUACAGUGCGCUGUACUUUAUCACGAGCCAGGGCCGGAACAUUCGGUUGGCGCAGUACAUUUUCGUUGGAAUCUACCUCGUUCAGAUGUGGCUGGUUCUGCGGUUGUACUCCAAGAGUCGGAAGUUGCCGCCGUACGUGCUUGUGCUGACGACCUUUACGUCGUACCGGAUUCACUCGAUUUAUGUGCUGCGGUUGUUCAACGAUCCGGUGGCGAUUCUGUUCCUUUACUUGGCCUUGAAUGCUUUUAUUGAUAACCGGUGGACGCUGGGAAGUGUCUUCCUGAGUUUGGGCGUUUCGGUUAAGAUGAACAUUUUGCUGUUUGCACCUGCGAUUUUGCUGCUUUUCAUCACGAACCUUGGAUACUUUAAAACUCUGAUUCAGUUGACCAUUUGUGGGGCGAUUCAGUUGGUUCUGGGAGCUCCCUUCCUGCUGACCCAUCCGUGGGAGUAUCUCAAAGGAAGCUUCGAUUUGGGACGGAUCUUCGAGCACAAAUGGACCGUCAACUAUCGAUUCCUGGAAAGGGAUAUUUUCGAGAGCAAAAUGUUCCACCUGGCUUUGCUUGCCUUGCAUGUGCUUCUGCUAGUUGCGUUCGCUUCGCCGUGCUUCAAGUAUUUCCAAAACUAUUGCCGACUGCGCCAUCUGGAGAUGAUGCUGGCCCCGCAGAUUUCCGCCAAGAAUCGCGAAGUCGCUCAGGAGAAGAAACGCAAGCCAGCGCCAAAACCCAAGAAAGAAGAAAAGGCUGAAAACCUCUCCAAGGAUCAGGAAAUGUUCCUGAAAUCCUUCGAAAAGGGCAUCAAGAAGAUGGCCAACAAGGAAUCGAAUGGCGUUGCUCCGCCCCCACCGGAACCCGAACCCGAAGAGCCCGCCCAACCCAACAAAUUCUCGAUCCACUUCGAUCGCGCCACCCAGCUCUGUCUCCUCCCGAUCUUCCUGGCCAACUUUAUCGGCAUCGUCUGCUCCCGCAGCCUGCACUACCAGUUCUACGUGUGGUACUUCCACAGUCUGCCCUACCUGACCUGGUUCACCGAGUACGGCACAAGCCUCAAGUUCCUGCUUCUGCUGCUCAUCGAGUUCAGCUGGAACACCUACCCGAGCACCGGCGUAAGUAGCUUGAUUCUUCACACGUGCCACGUCAUCCUGCUGGUCGGCAUCGGGCGCAAAAUGUUCCGUAAAAUCCCCGACCUGGCCCAAAUCAGCGGCAGCAGCAGCAAAGCGACCGACUGAAAGUGGGCCCUGGCUUAAGCGGCCAGCACCAGAUGCAUUUUUAUUGUUUAAAUUUUGUGCCUUUUUUACGUCGAAUAGUUUGUUGGAAAAACGCGUGCAUGUGUGUGAUGUAUUUGCAAUACAAUACGGAUUAAUUUAUUGAAA
Messenger RNA from Culex pipiens pallens (northern house mosquito), 1841 nucleotides. It is a transcript of the gene Alg3, whose product is annotated as lethal(2)neighbour of tid protein 2. The transcript has 2 exons. NCBI's taxonomy places the organism in Eukaryota, Metazoa, Arthropoda, Insecta, Diptera, Culicidae. Gene Ontology annotation, cellular component: endoplasmic reticulum. The coding region runs from base 126 to 1697 and encodes 523 amino acids. The record is from RefSeq and is a predicted model, not a curated record. Gene Ontology annotation, molecular function: dol-P-Man:Man(5)GlcNAc(2)-PP-Dol alpha-1,3-mannosyltransferase activity.